Messenger RNA from Pocillopora meandrina, 1024 nucleotides. NCBI's taxonomy places the organism in Eukaryota, Metazoa, Cnidaria, Anthozoa, Scleractinia, Pocilloporidae. The record is from the annotation of a GenBank genome assembly.
AUGCUAAUCAGGUGACGUUGAUGACGUCAGAAAUAAGCGAUGAACACCUGUUUGUCUGUUCUUGUUAUCAUCAUUUAUUUUUCGUUCGCAUUAUUUCAAUAUCACAACACUCCGCUCCUCUGUAUAGCGCUACUAUGGCCCCUUGAUCCGUUCCAAAUCAGUUUGUCGCUUUGUUUUCGAGUGUCAAGUUAUACUGCACAGUUAGCACCUAACUGUUCCAACUGACACUGCAUGGCGCAGCGAACAAAUUGAUGCUCACUGAAAAUUGACAACAAAUCCGAUACCUGAGCCGAAGAAGCACUUCACUUCAUGAAUCCGGAGUUUACCGAAGACUGAGUAUCCAUAAGGAGAUAAUUUUUUAUCUUUUUUCUGAUGACUUAUACCGUGUAACUUUUUUAUUCGUACGAGAAAAUAAGAAAUUUAUGGCGGCUACAGCAAGACGAAUCGGACUAUCGACCCGCUUCGGAAGAAAAUCAUCGAGAGAAGAUGACAGUAGCAAUUGUAAGUCAAGAAAAAUCAGCUCUGGGAGGCAAAUAUCACGGGAAGAAAAUAUUAAUACUUUCUCUGUCAGAAAAUCAUCUCGAGGACUUCAAGAAGGUGAAAUUCACUACCAAGCGGCUUUGGAGGCAGCGUAUUCUAUUUCACGACCAGAGGCACAUAGUUCAUUUGAUACAAAAGGAACAAGAAUCAGACGGAAGAUAUCAGUGUAUGCGCGUCCAGAGUCACUCGAAAGAGAAGUUAACCCGAAAGGGACAAGAUGGCAAGAAUUUUUGAUGAGAUAUGAACCGAUAAUAUUAUCCUCUUUGGUUUUAUUGAUUGUGUCUGUUUCUAUAUAUAUCGUGUUCGUUGAAAGACAAAGUUUGUUUUCAAAAUAAGAGACUUACUCGGUGAUUAAAACCCCUGAGUUGCAAUAAUUUUAAUUACACGUUCUUCCAAAGAAGACUUCAAAUGUUUAUUGCCGGAUUACAAAUCAUGUGAUCUGUUCUACCGAACAAAUUACUCAAAAUAAAAAUUUUUAGAAGGA